Molecule: messenger RNA, 908 nt
Organism: Microdochium trichocladiopsis
Lineage: Eukaryota; Fungi; Ascomycota; Sordariomycetes; Xylariales; Microdochiaceae
Exons: 1
Coding region: 15-515 (166 amino acids)
Source: RefSeq, a predicted model, not a curated record
CUCCUUAUUUUGCAAUGAUGUUUGACGUCCGUUCUAUCUCACACUUAGCGUCGUCUUCGCCGUAUCUUUAUUGCAGAUGUCCUACACUCGCUUCAUUCUUAUUUAACACACAUUACCCGGCCUGGCAAAACGAAGGCCCAUCAUGGAUCUGCCUACUGCCAUGGAUGUUUGCUCGACUUCGGCGAAAGGAAAUAACUCGUUUAGAGUCGCACCACUGUCUACCGCGACUGACGAUGCUGCUCAGUCCCCGCGAUCGCCGAACAAAGGAGACAUUCCAGGAUCGGAGGACGUACACGGGUCUCCCAGGCAAGCCAUCUGGGUGCACAGAGACCUCUCAGAAGAAAUUCCGAGCGAACAUGCCUCAAUAUUCGAGGCCGAACUCGCUUCAUGCAGUGACUUCGAUACGCCAAUACGAUUGUUCACUUCCCCUGCAUCUCAGACGACACGCCCAAAGCGACCUAAUCUGUCCCGCACUGAAGUCUUAUGCUCAGCUGCAACUCAGGUACGACAAAUAGACGCUGCCGAAAUCCCCGCCUUAUCUCCUCUCACAAGAAUACGAGCCGAGGCGGUGAUGUCACAAGAGCUUUGGACGCCAUUCGGGGCUGUGCCGAACAAACCAAGUAUGGCCACUUUGAGGACUGCGAGUGUCUCCACGUCAGGCCUCUCUAGUCUUCUGCACGAGUCCACUCUCAGGGAAACCGGGACUCGAAGCGACGUUUCACGGAAUGAAAAGACUGCCAGGAACGACGGCGACUUUGCAGCUCCGUGCCCAGUGAUGCGCCCGAUCCCUAGCGAGGCUCGACCAACAGCAGCUUUGCCUGCAUGCGUACGUGCUUAUGGUAGAGCUCUCUAUGGCCGCAAACAAACGGCGACUUGGCCUUUGGAGGCAGAUAUGGGCUUCAUGCGAC